GGAGUUUCUCGUUGCUCGCGGCCACGGCAGAGGGGGGCAGGGGUCGGCAUGGCAGCGGGGCAUCUGCAGCAGUUCUGGGGGUCGGCGGGGCUCAGCCUGUCCCGCGGAGUGCUGAUGAGUCGCUUCGCUGCUCUUCGGCCUCUCGGCCUUUUGGUCCCGCCGCGGCCUAGGCCGCUAGUCAUCGGGAUCCGCGGGCUGGCAGACGAGAGUGGUCUGGGCGAGAACCCUUUCUUCGAGAAAUACCGAACUAAGAUCCAAGAGCUUCGCAGAUCCAAUCCAGAUCUUUUUGAAUCUCGCAUGGAGCAAAAGAAAGAUUUGAAAAAGCAGCCAGUGGGAUUCUCAAAACAGGCAGAGUUUGUCAGAUGCAUGGAGGAACAGACUGCAAAAGCAGGAGAAACUAAAGCAGGAUUCACAAAAAAUAAGACACUUGAUUCUAUUCUUAAUGUUGAGAUGAUGAAACAGAAGAGGCCUGAAGAAAUAAAGCAGAUAUGGAAGCAGUAUUUUUCUGGAGAAGACACAGUUUAUGCUGUUAUUCCUGGAAAAACUUUUGAUGUCAUCUGGAAACGAGUUCAAAAUUGUCCAUCUUUUCUUUAUGCGCUGCCAAGGAAGGAUGGGUAUGAAUUUUUUGUUGGACAGUGGUCAGGAACAGAACUUCAUUUCACUUCUCUGAUAAACAUUCAGGCUCAAAGUGAUGCUUCUCCCAGCCAGAUGAUUUUGUAUCAUUAUCCUGAACUUCAAAAGGAAAAAGGAAUUGUACUGAUGACUGCAGAAAUGGAUUCUAAAUUCUUGAAUGUACAGGAAGCCCAGUGCCUUGCCAGCCAGGUUCAGCUUUUCUAUGCCACAGACCGUCAAGAGACCUAUUGGUUGGUGGAAACAUUUAACCAUCAGCCAAAUGAAUUUAAAUAUAUGUCUGUAAUAAGUGAGCUUGAACAGAACAGAAUUGGGCAAGAGCUGAGGCCUCAGGAAGAUGUGCCCUCACCAACCGCUUGAGAGGUGUAGCGGCUUUAACCAAAGACCACCGGCGUGGCAAGACAUACCACCAGAGUUGCUGUUUUUUCUCCAGAAAGUGUCAUUAGAAACGAUGCCCUUGGGACUCAGUUGGGAAAAGAAUCAGUUAUAAAGGGAACUACUCAAUACUGUGACAAUGUAGAGGCCCUUGUCCAUUUUAUAUCUGAAUGCUAGAAGAAUGGAUAAGCAUUUAUGAACACUAUAUGAAUCAUUUGAAAUUUCCUCCUCCCAGUUGCACACGGCUUAUUGGGUUUUAGCGUUUUUGAAGUUUCCAUAUGUCUGUUGUUCAGCAAAAAAUGAAACUGAAAAAAAAGAAGAACCAAGAGGGCCUUUUCACAAUGGGUAUGAAAAUUCCCUGGACUUAAUUAAAAAGUAUUUUACUGUGAGUGACAUGCUAUCAUUUUCAGCCUGCAUGAGAAGAAGUUCCCACCUCUUGAAACAGAAAUUCAGAACAAGACCAAAGCCCAAACAUGUCUAAAAAUGUAUCAGCUAAAAAUGUGAGGUAAUUUGGAAAAAAAAAUGUACUGGAGUGAGAUCGAUUUGAAAUGAAAGACUGUUGAGUAUUUAUAACUGUUAAUCUCUGUAAUUCUAAGCAGUGGGAUAAUAUUGGGAUAACGAAGUUGUAGGAGAAAAACAUAUUGAGACCUUUAAUUGCAAAAAAUGGGAAUUCUCCAUAUUUUUUUCAUCUUAGAAAUUACCCAACAUAUGCCAAAACUGGAUCUAACAUCACCUUUGCUCUUCAUUCAUGAAAAUAGAGUGUACUUUCUAUUGCUUUACUUUCUCUGACUUUUCCUGCUUUUGUAAUGAAUCACUUCACUGAUAAUGGGAGCAAGAAAAAAGGCACAUAUCGGAAUAGGAGCCAGAUGGACUCCUUUUCUUGGGCUUGCUUCAAAAUUAAAUAUUGUUAAGGAAUACUGCCAAAUAUUUUAUUUAAAUAAGAUGGGAAAAGCAUUUGGAGAUUCUGAGAAUAUUUCCUAAAGAUUUCCCUCUGUGUUUUAAUUAUGUAGUCCAGCUUAUGUUCACCUAUUGAACAAUACAUGCUGUCAAGAAAAUCCCAAAUUAAUUUCUCAGGCGAAUUGUUCAGAACAUGUUAUGUGAUUCUCAUUCUCUAAAAACCAAAGCAUUGUAAAGACAUAAAUGAAAAUUAACACAUGCAUUGAUUAAUUUAUGAAAUCUAUAUUUUUGCUUUGGAAUUAAAACAGUAUUCUGCAGA
Molecule: messenger RNA, 2221 nt
Organism: Thamnophis sirtalis
Lineage: Eukaryota; Metazoa; Chordata; Lepidosauria; Squamata; Natricidae
Gene: ATPAF1
Product: ATP synthase mitochondrial F1 complex assembly factor 1
Biological process (GO): mitochondrial proton-transporting ATP synthase complex assembly
Cellular component (GO): mitochondrion
Source: RefSeq, a predicted model, not a curated record